Molecule: messenger RNA, 3656 nt
Organism: Nematolebias whitei (Rio pearlfish)
Lineage: Eukaryota; Metazoa; Chordata; Actinopteri; Cyprinodontiformes; Rivulidae
Gene: fam193b
Product: family with sequence similarity 193 member B
Exons: 10
Coding region: 143-3070 (975 amino acids)
Cellular component (GO): nucleus; cytoplasm
Source: RefSeq, a predicted model, not a curated record
GCCAGUCCUCCGCCAUAUUGACUGUUGUCUUCACUGGAGGAGAUAAAGAACAUUUUCGGGUCCGAGAAGAAACGAAAGUGUGCUCGUCGAACCCUCGAAACUGGUGCAAACUUGGCCGAAGCGUACCGCAAGCACCGACGUGAUGGCGAGGAAGAAAAGCAAGCAGCAAGCGGCCGUCCAGAAGGAGCUGGUGCUCGGACAGCAGAGCGCCGCGAAGAGCCCCGUCUCUCCCGGCGAUGCAGCUGGCGGCGACGGCGGAGAUGCUGAGCUGGACAGGCUGGCCAACACCAGGGCGAACCAGCCCAUGCACACCUGCUGCCUCCUGUGCCACCGAGAAUUCAAGGACUGGGGAGCAGGCUCUGUAAACGGCCUCCCCGUGGGCCACGGGACGAAGCUGGCCGACGCCGUGCCUGCGCUCUCCCAGGCCUUACUGCGGGAGGCGCCGGGGCGAAAGCUGGCUGACGCCGUGCCCUCGCUGUCUCAGUCUCUGCUCGGAGAGGUGCCUCUGUGGAUCUGUCAGAGCUGCUGUAAGAGUGUGGAAGAGGAGGAGAGGCGGAGCACGCAGGAGCAGCCCACAUCGGUACCAUUGUCACAUUCUUCCUCCUGUAAGUCCCAAAGCUGUGGGAAUGGUUACCCGGAACAAAGCGCCGUGGACUGGGACCCGAGUUCCUUCCUGUCAGCCCACAAAUUGUCAGGUCUGUGGAACUCGGUCCACGCCAACGGAGGAGAGCACUGCAACCACAGCACUUCUUCACACUCACAACAAGCAGGGGGAACAGCAGGAACAGCCUUUCAUGAGAAAAGAGGACUUCAUGAAGUGCCUGGAAAAUCUGCUAAAACAUCAGGGUCCAAAGCGUGCCCCUACAGUCACCCGUCGUCCCAGAACUCCAGUGGGUCUUCUGCUGGGAACUCUCUGUCUACCUCCACAGACCUUUGUAAGACCACUCCCAAGCACUUCAAAACCAUGUGCCGUCGACCAACGCCGCCAGGUGAAGCCUUUCAUCCAAACGACCACCAUCAACAUACAGACUUAUCUGUACCCCCCAACAGUCCAACCGGCCUUUCGUCACAGCAUUCCUCCCUCCUGCCCCCGAAGCCGAGCUCCGGGCAGCAUGGCCACGUAAGCUCCUCCUGUGGCACUGGCGACCCUGCUCAUGCCUCUUUUCCCCCGCUGGUACCAAACCUCCACAGCACCACGGCCAAACUCAGCUCUCCAAGUCCAGACAGCCCCACAUCUGUGCACAAGCCCAGCCCAUGCAAAAACUCCCACAUUCCACCCGUGAACACACAGCACAGCAAACUGGGAACGUCUCUAAUGGGCUGCAAUCACUCUUGUAACGGACACAGCCAGGGAACUGUGGCCACGUCUAAUGUGGGCCAUCUAACAGCUGGAGCCUGCAGGGAUCAGGCAUGUAAGGGGCAUAAAGUGACAAAUGGGACAUUGUGCCACCCUUCAUCUGAGCUGGAAGAGGGGGAGGAUGAAGAUAGCAGUUCUGAAAGGAGCUCCUGUGCCUCCUCUUCUACCAACCAGAAGGAUGGGAAGUACUGCGACUGCUGCUACUGCGAGUUCUUUGGACACAACGCGCCCCCAGCUGCACCAACCAGCCGAAACUACGCUGAGAUCCGAGAGAAGCUUCGCUCACGUCUAACCCGGCGUAAAGAGGAGCCUCCUCAGCGCCAGGAUUCAGAGCUGACGGCGGUGGGUGCCAUUGACAACAGGGACGUAGACGAGCUGCUAGACUUCAUAAACAGUUCAGAGCCCAAACCUGUCAACAGCGCCAAAGCUGCCAAAAGGGCUCGACACAAACAGAAGAAGAAGGAGAAAGCUCAGCAGAACAACACGGGUGCUGCAGGCAGUGAACCCCAAUCCAAUCCAGCUGAUGAGCCCACUGACGAACCCGUUCCCGACGGUCCAGAAACCAGUCGACUGCUUGACUGGCCUCAGCUAGAACUAGAACGGGUCAACAGUUUUCUCACAAGUCGACUAGAAGAGAUCAAGAACACCAUCAAAGACUCAAUCCGAGCCUCUUUUAGCAUGUACGACCUCAACCUGGACGUGAACGACUUUCCAAAGAAGGCAGCCACGUUGGAGGGAAACCAUUUACUGUCCCACCUGAAUGGUUCCUCCGACAUGCAGCAAAUAGACUUGGACCUCUCUCCUCUUUCGCUGGGAACCUUUAAGAGCCACCUGGACCUGGUAAAUGGAUGGGAAGACACAAAUGUCGCCUCAUCCCCAAAUGCUGCCACCAACACCUCAUCGGGUCUUAGUGCCGCUUCAAAGGACAUCCAGCGGUUACACACUACUACCGUUCUUUCAAAGCUCAUAGGAGUUGGCUCACCAGAAAGACGCACUUCCACUGGAUCUGACAGUUCGCCGCAGGUGCCAGCUCAAACAGUGGCUAAAUCGAAGGAGGACACCAGCGACCCCAAAAACACAGCAGUUGGAAAUGGCAGUGUGAAGUCCAAGAAGAAUAAAAAGCAGCAGCAGCAACAACAGCAGAAACAGGAGCCAUCUGUGCCAGAGCAAACUUCUAAUAAACCAACCAAAGCUGCCUCUGGUAAUGAAGCACAGAAAACCAUUGAGUGUAAAGAAAUGGUAUCUAAUGGCUCAAAGUCUGGGAACAAGCAGCCUCAGCAUUCUGCAGACAACCAGAGGAACGGGCCGAAGAAAGCAGAAGAGGGCAGAUCAUCCAAACAUACAGCACAUGCAGCAAACGGUGCCUCCUCGGGCACACAAAGAGGGAAGUUUGAGCCAGAGACACGAGGAGGCCGGUCUGAGCAGGAAUCGGAGAGCAAAGCUCAUCCUGCUAUUCUAGCAAACGGGCCUCAACAGCAACAGCCUAAGGGGAAAAACAAGAAGAACAAGAAUAAGGGAGAAAAGUCCAGCAGUGCUCUUGAUGACGUAUUUCUUCCUAAAGAUGUGGAUCCAAAAGAAAUGGAUGAGAUCGAUCGGGAGGUUGAAUACUUCAAAAGGUUUUGCCUCGAUUCUGCUAAACAAACGCGCCAGAAGGUAGCAGUGAACUGGUCCAACUUCAGCCUCAAGAAGGUUCCUUCGAAUGCAGCUCAAUAACUUGGGCGAGUGCCGGAGGAAAUAAAAACAACUUCACACCACAGACUCUUUCAGCAGAGCCCUGUUCGCCCGGAAGCCUUUUCUCAUUCCCACUUUUCUUCUCCCGUCAAAGCCAAGGGACCUUUAUUGAAACUCACAAUACGAAGACUGAAACACGACUUGAGGCUUACAAGCCAGUGAGCAUUCUCAAGGCCAACUCUGCCCUUUGUUAUUACGGCAGUGUGCUUUUAAAUGAGAUACAACAUGGAAAUAAGUAUGUUGACUCAAAUGCAUCCAUGUGCUUACAUAUGCAGUAUGUAAACAUUUACCUUAUGAAAUAAAUGGUUUUUUAUCAAAAAAAAAUCUGAGACAAUUUAACCUUGUGAAACCGAUGGAUUCCAAUCAAUUCAAAUUGGUGCUCAUCAUCCAUUGACAACCCAAAACAUUAUUUAAAACUGACGCUGUACAGUUAAGAAAAGUGCAUUUUGACCUACAGUUGAGGAAAACUAACAUCACACUGAGCAACAGUGAUGACGGCUGCAUUGAUCCUUGCCACAACGAGACUCCAGUGGUUUUGAAGAGAAACACUUCUAGAUUUUAAUUAUGA